Aspergillus wentii DTO 134E9 is the source of this 552-nucleotide messenger RNA. Its product is annotated as molybdopterin synthase catalytic subunit. Gene Ontology annotation, biological process: Mo-molybdopterin cofactor biosynthetic process. NCBI's taxonomy places the organism in Eukaryota, Fungi, Ascomycota, Eurotiomycetes, Eurotiales, Aspergillaceae. Gene Ontology annotation, cellular component: cytosol. The record is from RefSeq and is a predicted model, not a curated record. Gene Ontology annotation, molecular function: molybdopterin synthase activity. The transcript has a single exon. The coding region runs from base 1 to 552 and encodes 183 amino acids.
AUGUCCUCCCAACCAGAACAACAACAGCAACAACAACCUCAAUCCACCUCCAAACCUCCCCAUCUCGAUCCAGCAACCUACCCCCGCACCCUCCACCUCCCCGCCCAAAACAUCCACCUCGAACUCACCUACAACCCGCUCGACCCCUCCAUCGCCCUCUCCCAGACCUCCUCUCCCAGCGCCGGCGCAAACGUUCUCUUCCUCGGCACAACACGCGAUACGUUCGAGGAUCGGCCCGUCUUGCAACUAAGUUAUACGACGUACCCGCCUCUCGCGCUGAAGACGCUCUCCGCGAUCGCGGAGGAGGCGGUCUCGAAACAUGGGCUGACGGGGGUGAGCAUCGCGCAUCGAUUGGGGGUCGUGCCGAUUCGGGAGGCGUCGAUUGUGAUUGCGGUUAGUGCGGGCCAUCGCGGGGCGGCUUGGAGGGCGGGCGAGGAGGUGUUGGAGUUGUGUAAGGAGAAGGCGGAGAUUUGGAAGAUGGAGGAGUUUGUGGAUGGGGGUGCAGAGUGGAGGGCGAAUCGGGAUAGAGAUGCUGAGGGGAGAGCGGUUUGA